Messenger RNA from Ruditapes philippinarum (Manila clam), 1688 nucleotides. Its product is annotated as protein quiver-like. The record is from RefSeq and is a predicted model, not a curated record. Gene Ontology annotation, biological process: sleep; positive regulation of voltage-gated potassium channel activity; regulation of synaptic transmission, cholinergic. The transcript has 3 exons. Bases 201 to 644 code for a protein of 147 amino acids. NCBI's taxonomy places the organism in Eukaryota, Metazoa, Mollusca, Bivalvia, Venerida, Veneridae.
AAAGAAGAACAAUCAACCUGCCUUUGAUCUAUAUAAUAUCUGAUUGGCAUAUAAACGUUAAUUAUACUCUGACGAAACAAUAACGCGCUCAUUUACUCACUCAUAGUUGUGUAAUUUGUGUGUGAUAUUUUUUUUCAGAUCAAAAGGAAUAAAUAUGAGCUCGAUAAAUUAAGAAAUGUAAUGUAUUCUUCUCAAAAGUCAUGGAAUACUAUGCUGUGACCUUAGUAACAGUUGCCAUGGUAGUCAUGGUAACUAUGGACAGUGCUAGGGGUCAACCUAGCGACUUUUCAGACCCAAUUAGUUGUUACUAUUGUUUUGCACCGGCAGAAAACAGCUCAUGCGCCGAUCCUGUGAAUCCUCAAGAGGAAAAAGGACAUAACCUUACUGUUAUACACUGUGCUAAUGGAAUUUGUUUAAAAUGGACGCAUUAUUAUGGUGGUGUUCUGUACAUGCAUAGAACUUGCUCAAGUAAAUUGGAUGCAUUCAGGAUAAUGAAAAUUGACGGUAUCUGUCGGUCGGAGCGUGAUGGUAGAGGCUACUUGUGUAUGUGUGGAAGACAUUUGUGUAAUUCAGCUAUUAGUGGACGGAUGACUGAAACACUGGUUCCCUCGCUAUUAGCAUUUGUGCUGCUGUUAGGUUUAUGAAACGAGCGUGUUAGCAAUUGUUUCCGUACUUUGUUAUAUGAAUUGUGUAUGUUAGUAAUUGUUAUGAUAUUUAGUUUUAUGUGUGAUAAAUACCUGGGCAAAAAAUUAGUAUUACUAUCCUAACAAUUCAUUAUUGUUACUUCGGCGGGAAUACAUGUACAUUGUUGUGUAUUGUUGUUUUACAUUAAUUAAAGCAUAACAUGUAUUUUGAAUUUAUGUUAUGAUAAAUUGAGAAAACCCGUGAAUUAUUACAUAAAGAUUUAAAUGCAUACAGACACACGCAAAACAAAUAAUAAAAAAAAACAAUAGCAAGCUAAAAAUGAAAACAACUGACUUUUGGCAUUGGCUAAUUCAGAUGAUUUAUUCUCCUUGAACUGAUCACCUGCUAAAGCUGAGAAAAGGCCAGUCCAAACUCUAGGGUCUUUCAAUACGAAAACAAACAGUAUACAGACAGUAGAGAGCUUUGUCAGACUGCAUAAAUGUGUGUGUGCAGAUUGAGUGGCUCUACACUGGUGGGAAAAUGCAAAUCACUCGGUUCCAGGAGCGCAAGAUAAGGGUUUAGUAUCAGCCAAAUAGACUAUACGUACAUAAAUUUAUUUCUAACUGACGUAUACUAUCCGUUUACAGCCUUAAACGAGAUCAAUAUUAUUGCAUCACAUGUUGAUCAGUUUACCAUUUUUAUUAUCUAACAAUAUAAAUUUUGUUCAUAUAUUAGGUCAAUUAAUGCGUUUGAAUGCACAACGCCUUUGUUUGAAAUGUCAAUUGUCUUUAAAUGUUCAAAGUUACUUUAUUACAUUUUACGCAAUUGUUAUUAUCAGAUAAGUAAAGAACAUGACGUUUUCCUAAGGUUAUUUAAUAUCUGAUAAUACAUUAAAGUUGACCUUAGCGUGAUGCAAUUUUUGCAUAAUUAUGUCUUUACUGUUCUAUACAUUAUUAUUAAAUAUCAUCAAUAUAGCUUUUUAGGUGAUAAAUCUUGAAUAUAUAACAUUAUAGAAAUACGAAUAAGUAUUAAAGUACACACGACAAUUAUUUCUGCCAGAAAAU